GCGCUCCUUCCCUCCCCCCCCCACCUCGCGCCCGCGCCGCUCUCGCGCUCCCUUUCCCCCUCCCCCCCCCCCCGUCAGUGCGGUGGCUGCGCUGGGAAACAUGGCGUCGGAGGGGAUGAUUUUAACCAACCACGACCAUCAAAUCCGCGUCGGGGUCCUCACAGUGAGCGACAGUUGUUUUAGGAACCUUGCUGAAGAUCGCAGUGGGAUAAACCUUAAAGAUCUGGUCCAAGACCCAUCUUUGUUGGGUGGGACUAUAUCUGCAUACAAGAUAGUGCCAGACGAAAUUGAAGAAAUCAAGGAGACACUGAUAGACUGGUGUGAUGAAAAGGAACUUAACUUGAUUUUGACAACUGGAGGAACAGGGUUUGCACCACGAGACGUCACUCCAGAGAAAUUCCCAACAUUCCCAUUUUGUGGGCUCCAGAGAGGGGCCACUAAAGAAGUAAUAGAGCGAGAGGCCCCAGGGAUGGCCCUGGCAAUGCUGAUGGGAUCACUUAAUGUUACUCCUCUGGGCAUGCUCUCUAGACCUGUAUGUGGAAUCAGAGGAAAAACUCUCAUAAUUAACCUGCCAGGCAGCAAAAAAGGGUCACAGGAAUGUUUUCAGUUUAUACUGCCAGCUCUACCUCAUGCCAUUGACCUUUUGCGGGAUGCCAUUGUAAAAGUAAAGGAAGUACAUGACGAACUUGAAGACCUACCUUCACCGCCACCUCCUCUUUCUCCUCCUCCAACCACCAGCCCACACAAACAGACAGAAGACAAAGGUGUACAGUGCGAGGAAGAGGAGGAAGAGAAGAAGGAUAGUGGAGUUGCCUCAACAGAGGACAGUUCUUCUUCACAUAUAACUGCUGCAGCCAUUGCAGCUAAGAAGCAUCCAUCCUACACCAGUUCUGCUGUUAUCAUGGCAAAAGGUGAACAGCCCAUCCCGGGUCUCAUCUGUUAUUCCCAUCACGCAGCAGGCAGUGCAGGAGAACCGAUUCCAGACUCCAUCAUUUCUCGUGGUGUUCAGGUGCUCCCACGAGACACAGCUUCCCUCAGCACUACCCCUUCAGAAUCUCCUCGUGCCCAGGCCACCUCUCGUCUCUCCACUGCGUCCUGCCCAACACCAAAAUACCUACAGGGAAUGAGCAACUCUGACAGAUUGGAUCAGCUCCAGGCAGUUGACUCCAUGGGAGAGGAAUCUCAUCCUUCAAGUUUUCACAAGCAUUUGCCGCAAUUUAAGGUUUCUCCCUCCUCCCCCAAGAAGAUAGUUUUUGAUCUUCCACCAGACUUCAUCCCAAUGGUCCAGUCCAGGUGCAGCAGCAAGGAGAACAUCCUCAGAGCCAGUCACAGUGCCGUCGACAUUACCAAGGUGGCCAGAAGACAUCGCAUGUCACCAUUCCCAUUGACAUCUAUGGACAAAGCCUUCAUCACAGUUCUGGAGAUGACCCCAGUGCUCGGAACAGAAAUCAUCAAUUACCGAGAUGGAAUGGGCCGAGUUCUUGCUCAAGAUGUUUAUGCAAAAGACAACCUACCCCCCUUCCCAGCAUCAGUAAAAGAUGGAUACGCUGUCAGAGCUGCUGAUGGCCCUGGGGAUCGAUUCAUCAUUGGGGAAUCCCAAGCUGGUGAGCAGCCAACUCAGACUGUGAUGCCUGGUCAGGUAAUGCGGGUUACAACAGGUGCUCCAAUACCUUGUGGUGCUGAUGCUGUGGUGCAAGUAGAAGACACAGAACUCAUCAGGGAAUCAGAUGAUGGCACUGAAGAGCUAGAAGUACGAAUUCUGGUGCAGGCUCGACCAGGCCAAGAUAUCAGACCUAUAGGACACGACAUUAAAAGAGGUGAAUGUGUGCUGGCUAAGGGAACCCACAUGGGUCCAUCGGAAAUUGGUCUCUUAGCAACUGUUGGGGUAACGGAAGUAGAAGUUAACAAGUUUCCAGUCGUUGCAGUCAUGUCAACAGGGAAUGAGUUGUUGAAUCCUGAGGAUGACCUCUUACCAGGAAAGAUCCGAGAUAGUAACCGUUCAACUCUCCUAGCUACAAUUCAAGAACACGGCUACCCAACAAUCAACUUGGGAAUUGUGGGAGAUAAGAGUGAAAAUGAGUUCUGCUUUUGAGAGCUCUAGCAGAAAUGUUUGCAGCCUUUGGUGCAAAAGGUGCUCGAUGUGCCAAUGUGAAAUCCAGAGCUUCCUUGUCAGGAGCACCAAUUCUCAGGAUGCAAGCUUGUGCCUCAGUACAAAAAGUGGUCCAGCUGUGCCAAGAGGACCACUGAUACAGGACAAGAGGAAUGCUCAGCUGGUACACAGUACUUUGUGGCAGCCUCAUAGAAGAUUAUGACUGAUCAUGGUGGCUGAGUAUAUACUAAGUCUCUGGAAUCAUCAGCCCUGUCUCUGGACAUGAAUAUGUAUGUGGGAGGGGGAGUGAGAGAAUCUGGAGAUUUCAGUAAAAGGCUGUCUGAAAUCAAAUGCAUGGGAAGAUUCAUCUGAUGCCAAAUACAUAUUCUGUAUGGAGGAGCACCAAGAAGGUAACUCUUCAUGGGAUAAUACCACCUUUCCCUAGUUUUUCUGACAUAAAUCCAAGAUGGAUGAUUUUUAGUUUAAUUACAGUACUGCGCCCCAGAAUCCAAUGCUGUGCCUUUGGAUUCAUUCAAAAUAAGUGUUUACCGGUCUGUAAUUACAACCCUUCAGAUCACGUACUGCCAAGACUUCAUAGUCAACGGUCAGAUGAAAUUAUCAAAGAAAGACUUUACUCUGGUCAGUUUUCUUCAUCCUUCCUGCAGUCUAAUCCAGAAAGGUGAAGAUUUAGCUUGGGCAGCUUUUGAUGUGAGUGAUAUGAUUUCAGAGACUACUGCCUAGAGGUGGAUGCCCACAAGUUUGCUUUGCCGCAGACGUCUGAAUGCCAGCAAGAGUUCCAGAGAGAGCCCAAGGAUCUAUCAUACACUCGAGAGAAUUUGUUUUGGGGAUCAAAUGGAACCUCACUGCAGAAGACAAAGAAAACAAUGGCUGUAUUGGGUUCUCUUGGACCUGUGUCUUCUCCUUUCGGUCCCUUGUUCAAGGGAGGAAACGGAAAGUCUCCACUUUAAAACCCAGGUGUCGCUUAAUUUUUCUUUUAGCCCCAUACUGUCCCAGACAGGUAUGACUCUAAAAUCUUUUCCCAUUGGCUAAAGGGGAUUCCAUCAAACUGAGAUUCUGACCUCAGAUCAUCAUGCAAAACCAUUGCGCCUCACUCAGUCCCAAUCAGGAAGCCCUUGUCCUGUCAGGAUAGAGCUUCGUAUGCACAGUGUGUCUGAGCAGGUGAUUCAUGUCCUGCUGCCAUCAUGGAAACCUUUUGCAAGGACCUAUGAUUCCAAAUAGAAAAAAAAUUUGCAAUGUGAUAUAAUUUGGCCCUGGGGAACCUCUUUACUUUUCAAGCACAAAAGUUGUUUGUCAGAACCUAGCUUAAAACAAAGUAAACUCUAUCCAGGUAUGUCUCACAGCUAUUUAGGUCUCUCAGUCAAAGGUAAACAAAUGUCUCUGCAGCCCGUUACUCUCAAGUUCAUGAAAGGCUUGACACAUUUGAACUCUCCCCAUUAAAAAGCCCCUUGCAUCUUGGGAUAAUAAUAUGAUCCUCACUAAGCUGAUGAAGAUCUGUUUCAACCACUGAGUUUGAUACUUGGACAGUCAUUUUUCUGGAGGCAGUCAGGCCCAUCAAGAGAAAUUUGGGGCCCCAGUACAUCAUGUUUGCUGUGUCCCCCCCACCUCCUCCCACUUCAACCUAUUUACAGGCAUUUUGAGUGGGCCCCUGAGUGCAGGACCCCAGUACAAUUGUUCCCCCUUUUCUCCACUCUGAUCAGCCCUGGAGGCAGUUUGUACAGCCUAAAGAAUUAAUGAGCUUCCAGAUCUAGAGUGUGACUACUGAACUUAUUUUUAUUAUUUGUUGCUGUGGACUCAUCUGAGAGUCCUCACCAAGUAAUGUUAGAAUUCCACUUAAAUGAGCCUAUCGUCCUUAUAACAUUAUUUCCACACCAAAUGCCCAUCCUUGGGAAGGCUUUUUCUGUAUAUUUGUCAAAAUGUCCUUGGGGUUCUACUGGGGUCAAACAAUUGACUCAACUGUUUUUUUUUAAACAUUUUAUGCUAAUUCAUGAUGCAGUGCUGUUACCAAGAAGACCGUGUCUACAUGGGUAUUUGAGUUGUUUCCUUUUGUAAUGACAUGGUCUGACUUAACCCUGGAAGGCCAUGUCAAGGCACAUUUGGUCCUAGGCAAGAUUGUCACUACUGUCUGUUUCAGAGGCCUUGUUUAGAGCAGGAUUUUGAUGUGUUAGCUAACACAUGUUAAUAGCCUAAUGUAGACAAGGCAAAUAUGCCUUUAAUGUAUUUAGUUGGUCUAGUUAAAGCCUAGGCUCCCUCAUAUCUAAAGUACAAGGGUUUAUAUAUAUAUCACAUAAUAAAAUCCUGGGAGAUAUCUUUAGAGAGAGGAAAUUCCAUCUGCUUCUUUGAAGAGAUUAUUGUGACACAAUUCUCCCUUCAUGUUUUGGUAAUUAUAUUCUUUUAGUGUUUCCCUGCUUACACCUAAUUACUAUUUUUUUUUCUUUUUCUGGGGCAAACUUUUUUAACUUGAAUAAUUUUUGAAUUAUCUUAUCAUCAUGGGAGCUUCACUUCCUAUGCAACUGAAGGAACUGAUUGGAAGGUUUAGAGGGCAACAUUUAUGUACUGCAGGGUGUGGCACAUAACAUGCAGUAGGGGGCAUAGAUCUUAAUGUAACUCGUUAAUGGUGCUCUCCAAGAUCAGAAUUCUUUAAGGGCUGUAGAAGUUCUACCAACCUCAUACUAAGGAGCUAAAAAUCAAGUGUGAGAAUCCUUUUAGAAUGAUAUCUGCAGAGAAACAGUUUUACGGGUAAGUAUUUUUCUCUUUCAUCUCAAUUCUCUGAACCAUUCACAGGUGUUAAUUUAACAAAAUAGCUCAUCCAGGUUAAGGAUAUUCCUGGUGGCAGCUACUUCAUAGCCCAAUACUGUAUGGUGCACAUAUGCACAUUCCAGUCAAAUAUUUGAAAGGAUCAGGAGACACUUGAACAUCAUGAUAGUCACUGUAGAGCACUUAGGAGCACUUUAAAAUCAUUCUUAUCACAUGUACAGUUUUCAGUUGUCCACUCAGAAUUGGACGUAAAGCCACACAGAGUACUUUGCCACUUACUCUAUCUUUUGACUUUAAAUCUAUACCUACAUUUUAUUUAUUUUCAUUAUUUCAUUAUUUAUUUCAAUAUUAUUGUUAAAACAAUUUCUGAGCUUCUCUCCAUUGCUUGUGUCCAUUCUCUUGGCCUACAUAUAAGGCUCGGUAUGCAAAAAUUCAAAAUAUCAAUUCACAAAACAUGUCUACCUACAGUGAAAGUCCAGGAAGUCUGGAAUACAAGAGAAGAAGGACCAGCCUGGAGAAUGAAGUGGGGCUGAACCUAGACUAAAAGCUAAACCUCCCUCCCAAUACAUGAAACAAUAUUGUUUGAGGAGCAGACAUUUCAAAAGUUAUUCUGAGAGGUGAGGCAGAAUGGAAAGAAAUUCCUGCAAGACAAACCCAAACACAGACCCACACAGCAACAAAGCCCAGAAGCCUUGAAUUCUUUAUGUUUAGUUCUUGACCUGGUUUCCUACAUCUCCAGUCCUCUGGUUUCCCAGAUCCACUUCUUGCUAACAUAGUCUAAGGGUGACCUUCAUGCUGAAAGUGAUACACAAAUGUUAUUUUUGACUAUUUUCUUCUGCAUGAACAGGGUCAAAACAGGCUUAUAGUUGCAUUUCAUUUGCUCAUAAUCUAUGAAAUUGUAAUCUGAUUCUGUGGGAAACUAUUAUUAAAAAUAUGUGCAUCUUUGUUUUGAGUAGCUGAUCUCCAUUAAUUAUUUAUCAUGGAAUUUUUGUGUGUGUUUGCUGUUUUUAAAAGUUUUGUUCAUGGCCUUCCUUGUAUUUACUUUCUGUAAAAGUUGUAUGGCUUAGCUCUGGGGAAAUGUGCAAUAAAUUAGGCCAGUGUUGCAAAGGGGUUUUUUAACAUAACCACGCUCCAUUUUUAGAAGUUCUUCUGGGGGAGCCCCUUUAAAAUAGUUUACUGAUGGACCUCUGACUCUUAGCCUCUGUGCCUGGUGAGUUUUAAUUUCCUUUCCUGUUGUUUACCUCUCUUGUUUACAUGAGUAAAUUUGCCCCGUCUAUGGGUUCUUUUCCAAACUCUGUUGUUUCCCCUGAUCGUUUUACACUGUAGCAGCUGUGUAAUGUUAAUUGCUUUCAUCUGUAUUUUAUCCUGCAAUCAUGAAGGUUCAUAAUGGAGAGAGAGGAAAUUGCUACAGAAUUUAACCAGACACUUCAUAAACUUUACAUUAAAUGCGCCUUGUUGAGUUACUAAAAAAUAUUGCACAUAUUUCUUAUCAGAAUAGUCAUAAAUUCACAGGCAGCCUGUCUUUCUUUUACUUUGUGUGAAGAAUCAGCAUAUAGUUUUUUUUGUGUCAGAAGUAAUUAUUUCCAGACUGAUGAUAUAGUUCUAUAGUGACACAUCAUUUGACAUAAAGCUCCCAAGGGACAUCUAAAUCUUAAAAAUCAUCCUUGCUAUUAUGACAGCAUCACUUUAUGAUAUUGCCAGAACAAAAGCUUUGAAAAACCUCCUUCUGUGUUUUAAAAAGGAUACCAAAGCCUGACUCGUAUCAGGAUUUUAGAAUACUUAAAUGUUACGCUUGCCAUCCAGGAGGUCUAAACCUUUUGUAGCUGUGUCUGAUGCAUAUAAUUACCAAAUUUUAAUUCACAGACCGUGAAGAUCACUCAGGGGUGUGUGGGAUAUUUUAAGGCACCUGUCACUUUGGAAUAUAUAUCCCGCUGGGGUUAAGCAUACAUACAGAAUGUGGCAGCAGAACUGUAGGAUCUUGUCUGCACUAAAUAUUAGUCUGAUGUCCACAUAAGACAAAAUUAAAUAGGUAUUCCAACUAGUAUGAUAUUUAUGAGUAUGAUUAAACAAGGGCUACUACCAUCUGUUAGACUUAGUGGGGAGGCAGGAAUUCAAGUGCUGAGUUGUUAGUUUCUACAGAAGUGUCUUCACUUCUAGAUCUGCUCAAGCAACAUGCAGGUUUCAGAGUGGUAGCUGUGUUAGU
Molecule: messenger RNA, 7067 nt
Organism: Chelonia mydas (Green sea turtle)
Lineage: Eukaryota; Metazoa; Chordata; Testudines; Cheloniidae
Gene: GPHN
Product: gephyrin
Exons: 21
Coding region: 101-2092 (663 amino acids)
Biological process (GO): molybdenum incorporation into molybdenum-molybdopterin complex; gamma-aminobutyric acid receptor clustering; glycine receptor clustering
Cellular component (GO): postsynaptic membrane; postsynaptic specialization; cytosol
Molecular function (GO): molybdopterin molybdotransferase activity
Source: RefSeq, a predicted model, not a curated record